Salvelinus fontinalis (brook trout) is the source of this 1545-nucleotide messenger RNA. Its product is annotated as mitochondrial glutamate carrier 1-like. The coding region runs from base 224 to 1174 and encodes 316 amino acids. Gene Ontology annotation, biological process: L-glutamate transmembrane transport; malate-aspartate shuttle; aspartate transmembrane transport. The transcript has 11 exons. The record is from RefSeq and is a predicted model, not a curated record. Gene Ontology annotation, molecular function: L-aspartate transmembrane transporter activity; L-glutamate transmembrane transporter activity. NCBI's taxonomy places the organism in Eukaryota, Metazoa, Chordata, Actinopteri, Salmoniformes, Salmonidae.
GUACAAUCAUAUUCUUCUGAAAGCAUGGCUCAAUGAAUGAACACUCUUCAUUUCAGGUAGCCAGCCAACACAACAUUGAGUUCUCCUCCACAGCUGGCCAAUUACUUGACUGACUGACUGAAACUGACGGUUGAACAUUGGCUGGUCGACUGAGGUAUUCUCCAUCUAUCGUCCACUAAUCCAUUGUUUUCCUUGCUGAUCACGUUUACAGAUAUACAGACAGAUGGCUGACAAGCAGAUCAGUUUACCUGCCAAAUUGAUCAAUGGGGGAAUUGCUGGACUGAUUGGUGUGACAUGUGUAUUUCCUAUUGACCUAGCCAAGACCCGUCUCCAGAACCAGCAAAAUGGUUCCCGUCUCUACACCAGCAUGUCAGAUUGCCUUAUCAAGACCAUCCAAUCAGAGGGGUACUUUGGCAUGUACAGAGGUGCUGCUGUGAACCUGACUCUGGUCACUCCAGAGAAGGCCAUCAAACUAGCUGCCAAUGACUUCUUUAGACAGCACCUGUCCAAGGAUGGUCAGAAGCUCACCCUGCUGAGGGAGAUGCUGGCGGGUUGUGGUGCUGGUACAUGUCAGGUCAUCAUCACCACUCCCAUGGAGAUGCUAAAGAUCCAGUUACAGGAUGCAGGGCGGAUAGAGGCUCAGAGGAAGCUGAUGUCCCAGGCUGCAGUUGGGGCCCCUGGGGGCCCAGUGGAGUUGAGGUCCCAUACAGCAAUGCAGCUCACCCGGGAGCUGCUGAGGAGCCAGGGCAUUGCAGGGCUCUACAAGGGCCUGGGGGCCACACUCCUGAGGGACGUGCCAUUCUCCAUAAUCUACUUCCCCCUGUUUGCCAAUCUGAACAGGCUUGGUGGCCGUGGAGCUGAUGGCCCCGCUCCCUUUUAUGUGUCCUUUGCAUCAGGCUGCAUCGCUGGCAGUACAGCUGCUGUGGCAGUUAAUCCUGUGGAUGUGAUUAAGACCAGAAUUCAGACCAUGACACGGGGAAGUCAGGAGGACACCUACGGCGGAGUGACAGACUGCAUCAGGAAGAUUCUGCGCCAAGAGGGUCCCUCUGCUUUCCUGAAGGGGGCGUACUGCCGUGCUCUGGUCAUUGCUCCCCUCUUUGGCAUCGCACAGGUGGUCUACUUCCUGGGAGUGGGAGAGUUCCUUCUCAGAUUCCUGCCUCAACAGAACAACUAGUCUUGCACUCUCAUACACAGCCCACAUUGGAGCCAGGUAAUCUGUCACUUUCCUCUCAGACACAGCCAACAUUAGCCUAAGCCCUAAGGAGUUAGUCAGAGAGAGACAGAACGGUGUGUGUGUUCUAGACCAAAGUUUGUCCUUUGCACCUGUUGAGGGUGUUCUGAUAGGUCAUCAUUUAUUAUAUCCCCUACCUGAGACGAAUUACUGUAAAUAUUUAAAUUUAGGUCUGAUUUAUAACUAUAUGAUAAUAAUUCAAGAUAAUUUCAAGUGUACUUUUAGUUGUGCUUUAUCAAGGUUUAGUCAUGGAAUUCUCUUUAUUGUUUGUACUAAGAUAAUGCUACCAUAAUAUAUAAAUCUGUCAAACAUGA